Populus euphratica (Euphrates poplar) is the source of this 779-nucleotide messenger RNA. RefSeq lists its product as uncharacterized. The transcript has 2 exons. The coding region runs from base 110 to 517 and encodes 135 amino acids. NCBI's taxonomy places the organism in Eukaryota, Viridiplantae, Streptophyta, Magnoliopsida, Malpighiales, Salicaceae. The record is from RefSeq and is a predicted model, not a curated record.
GGCAACUUUAGUAUAUAAUAAACACUUGCCAAAGUGCAAAAUUCACCUAACGAGUUCUAAUCAAUAGAAGAGCUGCAACUUUUUUCUUUCCCAAUAUAAGAGACCGUACAUGGACACCAAGAAGAGACCAGUACUGGACGUGUCUUCCUUUCUUCUGGUCGAGGGCAGUGCAGACUCUGAGGCAGAAUAUGGGCUUCUGAAGCUCUAUCUCGAUGUUACUAUAGCCUGCGCUGCUGCUGCUGCUGCUGAUGAUGAUGAUGAUGAUGCAGAGUCAUGCAGCUGUGACACAACUGAUCGUAUACAUGGUUUUUCUGAAACUUUUGAGGUUGAUGAUCAUCGCGAGCCAAGUUGGAGUGGAUGCAAGAUGUUUCUAAAGGAUGCCGCCUUGGAUUGCAUGAUCAUUGAGGAGGGUGAUCAAGAGGAAUCAAAGGUUGAUAUUAAUCUAAGUAGGGAAGUCAUGGAUGCAAUGGAGGACAGACUCUUUUGGGAGACUUGCAUCGCGCUAGGGUACCCUUAAAUUUUAGUAGUUUUAAAUUUCAGUGGUCCUUGCUCCUUUUCCUUCAAGAAUAAACCAAGGUGCUAUUGUCUUGGUCAAAUUACUAGUACGUAUAAAUUACACACCGUACUCUUGUUUCAGUUUUUUUAAUGUCGAUGUUGUGAUCUAAAAGACUUGCUAUUUGUUUAUUUGUUUUUUUGGACUUCAAUGUGUUUCUAGUAUUUGUGGCUUUAGCUCGCAUGUAUUCAUUAGGCUCUUGGCCAUUUAAUGGAGUUUGUUGUUG